Ilex paraguariensis (yerba mate) is the source of this 910-nucleotide messenger RNA. NCBI's taxonomy places the organism in Eukaryota, Viridiplantae, Streptophyta, Magnoliopsida, Aquifoliales, Aquifoliaceae. The record is from the annotation of a GenBank genome assembly.
CUAACGCCCACUGUCUCUGCAAUCCAAAAACCACUAAACCAUUGUCCAAAACCACAAACCGCCAACAGUUUCACAAGCCACAGCCACCACCCUCACAGAGUCACAUACACACACUAUAUAUAUCACAAUCAAUUACUCAGUUCCAACACACAUUCUCACAUCUAUAUCAUUCUUCUUCAAGUUUUCUCCAGUGUUGAUCAAACAGAAAUGGCUGCAGGAACGGAGCGCAAGAUUCUGGUGGCCGUCGAUGAAGGUGAAGAGAGCACAUAUGCUCUCUCAUGGUGCCUGAAGAACGUAGUUACUGAAAAUUCCAAAGAUAUCCUUAUCCUCCUCUACGCCAUACCGCCUCGAGCUGUCUACACUGGCUUGGAUGGAACAGGGUAUUUGUUUUCUUCGGAUAUAUUGGCAACCAUGGAAAGGUACAGUAACCGGGUGGCUGAAUGUGUGACUGAGAAGGCGAAGAGAGUCUGCAAGGAGGUGAAUGAUGUCAAGGUGGAAACAAAGGUGGAACAUGGGGAUCCAAGGGACGUGAUUUGCCAGGUGGCGGAGAAGUUGGGUGUUGAUGUGGUCGUCAUGGGGAGCCACGGGUACGGUCUGAUCAAGAGGGCUUUCUUGGGGAGUGUAAGCAAUCACUGUGCACAGAACCUGAAGUGUCCUGUUCUGAUUGUGAAGCGGCCCAAAUCAACUAAUGUCAGCAAUAGUUGACCUAUUCUUUUGGGUUCUUACAACGGUCUAGUUGUUGUGCAAUUGUUCUUGUAUCUUUGACUUAUUUUUUUGCAUGUUUGUUCUUUUUUUUGACUUGUUUUGGUUAGAGCUUGUAUAUGUAAUAACUCUGCGUUUUCUGUUUGGUGCAUAUAAAAUUUUGUCAGAUUCAUAAUGUCAGCAUUAACAGUGAAAUUAUAUUGUGAAU